CGCAUCAUACUGGAAGGGUGGCACAUAUCAUGUCAUUUAAUAUAAUCCAUGCACUGAAAUGAAUUUCGACAUACUCCUGAAUUUAAGAUCGUAUUCCCUAACCGAUCUAUUCUCAAUAUUGAUAAUUAAUUUGUUGAGAAUUGCAUUGUUUAUUAGACGGACACGUUAGAAUAUGGAAACAUAUACGUAGUGUACAGAAGUCAACCACAGGAUAAACAUGCCGUAUCUAUAUCAAUGACACCUAAGAGGAGUGUUUCCAACCGCAAAAUAUAAAGACGGCUAGACUUGUAUGUGGUAUGCAAACUUUCGUGACUCAAAAAACGACUUUUGCAAGUUAGGUUAUUAAUAAUAUAUCUUGCUGGCAGAUAACACCCCUAUUAAAAUGAGUAAGAUGGCGUACUGCUAUCUUACUGAUUAUUGCUGCUGAAUAUAUUUAGGCAUAGCCUUGCAAUUGAAGGGAUCGCAAAAAGUGUUAAAUGUGUAGGUGUUGAGGAAGUAGUAAGCCCAUUUUGCUCCAUAAGCAAAUGGAGAAAAUAUAUAAUUUGCUUUUAAAAACUUCCUUUCCAUUUUAUCAUGCCAAUAAAAGUUGUGGUUUAAGGUCUGUGACGUUUGGGCGCUAUCCUGAACCAUCCCAUAAUAGUGGGACUUGGAGCAUGGAAACAUUAAACUAAUUAUACCAUUGGGCAGGAGAUUAGAGCUGCACUCAUCUGGAGCCAUGGAUUUCUGCAAAUGGGAUCAGGGUGAUUAGCGUGUCCACAGUGACGUGCUGGAACUUUCAGCUUGGUCAUGAGUCUUCGUCUAGAUUUCUUCUUUUGAAGCAAGGUUAUACUCAGCAAUAGGUGACCAGACACAUAUUCUGUGGAUUUUUGCUAAUUAAUGAAAAACAAACCUCAUAUUUGGUGACAGAAACGUCUGCCACUUACAGCAUGGAGAUCCAGAUUCUCAGAAUGGGAAUACAGUGGAGAAUGCAUACAAAUUUCUCUAGUGCAACAGUCUUCCAGGAUAGAUUACGCUUUUCAGGGUUUCGGUGCCAUUAAUUCUGAGUUUUAAUUCAAACAAAUCAAAAACAGUAGUUGUGAGACACUGAAACCCAGUUCUCUUGGGAGACUUUGGCUGAGGAACAGUAGUAGGAGGGAACCAAACUGCUAAAUUUUUAGUUGUCCUCUGGGUGCAGGACUCCAGGACUGAUAAUGGCACUGAUGAAGGUUAAGUUUGACUUGAAGAAGCGGGUGAAACUGGCCCAGGGAUUAUGGCUGAUGUAUUGGCUGACCGUGAUGGCCGGUAUCCUCAUCUUCAGUUUGGGGGUCUUCUUCAAGAUUGAGCUGCGUAAGCGGAGUGAGAUGAUGGACAACAAUGAGAGUCACUUUGUCCCCAACCUGCUGAUCCUGGCAGGGCUGAUGGCGUGUGGUAUCAACGCCUUUGGCGGGAAGAUCUGUCACGACUCACUGGACCCGACAAAGUUCCCCAAGUGGAAGCCCGUACUGAAGCUCUUUUUGGCCGGCUUUGUCCUCUUCAAUGUGCUGCUCUUCAUUACGGCGUUCCUGUGCUUCACUAUGCGCUUGGCCCUGCAGUCCACGCUGGCAGAGGGCCUGAAGAACAGCAUGAAGUUGUACAAGGACACGGACACUCCGGGUCGCUGCUACAUGAAGAAGAUGCUGGACCUGACCCAGAUGGAGUUCCGCUGCUGUGGAAAUAACAAUUACAGGGACUGGUUUGAGAUCCAGUGGAUCAGCAACCGAUACCUGGAUUUCAGCUCCAGUGAAGUGAGGGACCGUGUCAUGAGCAAUGUGGAGGGCAAGUACUUGAUGGACGGGGUGCCGUUCAGCUGCUGCAACCCCAGCUCGCCACGGCCCUGCAUCCAGCAGCAGCUCACCAACAACUCGGCCCACUACAGCUACGACCACCACACUGAGGAGCUCAACAUCUGGAUGCGCGGCUGCGGGGAGGCCCUGCUCUCCUACUACGGCAGCAUGAUGAACAGCAUUGGGGCCCUCGUCUUUCUGGUCAACAUCCUGGAGGUGGCAGUAAUGGUGGGCUUGCAAUACUUGAACACGGCCUUGGUGACACUGGCAAAUCCGGAGGACCCAGAGAGUGAGAGUGAGGGCUGGCUGCUGGAGAAGAGUUUUAAAGAGACCAUCGCAGAUUUCACACAGAAAGUUAAAUCACUGGGCAAGGGUGUGCAGGUGGAAGCUGGGGAGGGUGGGCAGGAGCAGGCAGUCGCCACAGUGAGCUGAGAUUGUUCCACCCACCCAUAUUUAAACCCCUCCCUACUCUUGGGAACAAGAUCAAAGUGGGAAAUAUUCUCUACAAACAACUAAUAAUACCUGUCCAACAGAAGGCUCCUUUUAACUUCAGGUAUUUUUCAGCAGCAUUAUUCUAAAUUCCAUGGGUAAAAUCGUUUAACACUUCAGAAUAAAAACAGGAUGGCUUUUGCCUUGCAGCAGAGGCAAAAAACCUUCCUUCACGCCAUCAUGGAUACCGUGUCCUUAGACACCUUCCGCAGAGCGGAUGCUGAACCUGUUCACCGCGGAUGGCAUGUCCGCGUCACAGGGCCUUUGAAGUUCAGCCCAAGACCGCGACACUUAGCCACUGGGGUACAGAGACACAAGCAGAGUUUUAGUCACAAUGCAUUAAUAUAAAGCUGCUUUAAAUAAUCACAGGGUACAGAGUCUGCUGUGGGGACUGGGAGGAACAAUGGGGGCUCUCUCAAGGAAGCGGUCCUACUUGGGGGCCUGAUGGUCACUCCCAGUCCCCCCAGCUGGAAGCGAGAAGACUUGAGUGUUGGAAUGAGGCAGCCAUCUUAACCAAAACAACCACACAGACAUACACCUAAAAGUUGUAUCUUCCUGUGUAAUACUCACUUAAAUCCUGACCUUGGUCAGUAGUGUCCUUGUGUUUGUGGGUUAUGUGGCGCUGGUAGGUUCAGCCCCAAUGUGUAAGAUAAACAUUACGAAGACAUUCAAAGGGUCUGUCUUUCUUCACUGGAGGAAAAGUCCACUAAACAUAGAAGAGGAGUCAAUUCCUCUGCAUCUCAUUAGGUUAGGGUGCCGUGCCUGUGCUCAGGGUGUUCAAAUCCCAGGGUCUCACCGUUCGCAGUCUCAGUCUCACCAUUGGGCCCUUGAGUCCCAGUUACUGCAGGGACCGGCUGAACCUGCUUUCUUAAACAUAAAGUGUGUUGCUUUGGAUGAGCACCUGCUAAAUAAAUCACAAUGUUAUGCA
Paramormyrops kingsleyae is the source of this 3219-nucleotide messenger RNA. It is a transcript of the gene prph2b, whose product is annotated as peripherin 2b (retinal degeneration, slow). The record is from RefSeq and is a predicted model, not a curated record. Gene Ontology annotation, biological process: visual perception. NCBI's taxonomy places the organism in Eukaryota, Metazoa, Chordata, Actinopteri, Osteoglossiformes, Mormyridae. Gene Ontology annotation, cellular component: plasma membrane.